This is a messenger RNA of Pseudophryne corroboree (corroboree frog), 2539 nucleotides long. RefSeq names its product transglutaminase 2 (gene TGM2). Gene Ontology annotation, biological process: peptide cross-linking. The coding region runs from base 96 to 2174 and encodes 692 amino acids. The record is from RefSeq and is a predicted model, not a curated record. Lineage: Eukaryota; Metazoa; Chordata; Amphibia; Anura; Myobatrachidae. Gene Ontology annotation, cellular component: mitochondrion. The transcript has 13 exons. Gene Ontology annotation, molecular function: protein-glutamine gamma-glutamyltransferase activity.
GUGUGCAGGAGGAGAUGUAUAAAAACACAUUGCUAAAGUUAGGAUGUAAUUAUAUUACUACUUGCUAGGAGUAAGCUCAGUCAGAGACCUGGACCAUGGCAGAAGCUCUGAUUCUGGAGAACUGUGACCUGGACUGUAGUUCCAAUAACCGCAGCCACCACACAGGGGAUAUCGGCUGUCAGAAAUUGGUUGUCCGGAGGGGCCAGGCUUUUCAUAUAAACCUGCAGUUUUCUCCCCGGGGAUAUGAAGAAGGAGUGGAUCAGUUGACACUCAUAGUUGAAACAGGUCCCUGUCCCUCUGAAGACUCGGGCACUGAAGCUCACAUUAAAGUGACGGACACCCUACAGGAGGGAGUAUGGAGUGCUGCAGUGAGCAGCAGCGAUGGGGAGUCCCUUGUCCUUUCUAUCUCCAGCCCACCUGAUGCUCGCAUUGGAAAUUACACCCUGUCCCUGGAGACUUCCACAGGAACUGAGGAGAACAGCUGCGGUGUUGGGGAAUUUAUUCUUCUGUUUAACCCCUGGUGUCCUGAGGAUUCUGUGUACCUGGAAAAUGAGGAGGAGCGGACAGAGUAUGUUGUAACUCAAUUUGGGAUGAUCUUUAUGGGGACCAAGGACUCAAUCACCUCUGUUCCUUGGAACUAUGGACAGUUUGAAGAUGGUGUUCUGGAAGCCUGUCUCCAGGUGUUAGAUGCCAAUCCCAAAUACAAUAAUGAUUCCAGCAAGGACUGUUCCCGGAGGAAUGACCCAGUGUACAUUAGCCGCAUCGUCAGUGCAAUGGUGAACUCUAAUGAUGACAGAGGAGUCCUGUGUGGGCGAUGGGAUAACUGUUACGAUGAUGGGUUCAGCCCCAUGUUCUGGAUCGGCAGUGUGGAUAUCCUGCGGCGUUGGAGGAAGUUCGGGUGUCAGGCGGUGCGAUACGGGCAGUGCUGGGUCUUUGCUGCAGUUGCCUGUUCAGUUUUAAGGUCUCUCGGCAUCCCAGCACGGGUCAUCACCAACUAUAACUCUGCCCAUGAUACCAACCGUAAUUUGUUGAUAGAACAGUACAUUGAUGAGCAAGGGGGAAUGCAGAAGAAACAAAAAGAGAUAAUCUGGUACUUCCACUGUUGGGUUGAAGCCUGGAUGAGCCGCCCUGAUCUAGGUGACAGCUACAAUGGCUGGCAGGCUAUUGAUCCAACGCCUCAAGAGAAGAGUGAAGGCGUUUACUGCUGUGGUCCUACUCCUGUUACUGCCGUUAAGGAGGGUGACCUUGAUCUGAAGUAUGAUGUCCCGUUUGUAUUUGCCGAGGUAAAUGCGGAUUUGAUUUACUAUGUGAAACAAAAAGAUGGUACUAACAAGCAGACAAUCUACACUGCGGAAAUUGGAAAGAACAUCAGCACUAAAGCAGUGGGGAAGGAAAGCCGAGUAGACAUCACAGACAACUACAAAUAUGCUGAGGGUUCUGAAGAUGAAAGGAGGGUAUUUGAAAAAGCAAAUCAAUUCUCUACUGUUCCAAGAAGACUGGCGGAGGAUGUCCCCUCUGGGAUCAGCAUCAAGAUUAAAGUAUCGGAGGGGAUGAACAAUGGUUGUGAUUUUGACGUAUUCGCAGUUAUCAACAACAACACUGAGGAGGAAAAGGAGUGUAGACUUAUGUUUUGUGCACGUACCUCCAGCUACACUGGAGAAGUAGGACCAGAAUGUGGUAUGAAGGACCUUCUCAAUCUGAAAUUAGAGUCAAAUGAAGAGAAGAGAGUGCCUCUGCGCGUUCUAUAUGAGAAGUACAGCUGUAGUUUGACACAGGAUAACAUGAUCAAGCUGGUGGCUCUUCUCCAUGACUAUUCCACCAAGGACAUUCUACUUGCCAUGCGAGACAUACACAUUAAAAACCCAGAUAUCAAAGUGCGGGUGGUGGGUGAGCCUAAGCAGAAUCGGAAGCUUGUUGCAGAUAUUUCCCUGAAGAAUCCAUUGUCCGAGCCUCUGGUUGGAUGCUGCUUCACUGUGGAGGGAGCUGGUCUAACAGAAGAGGUGGUGCGGAAAGAACUUGAGGACCCUGUGGAACCCGGGCAGGUUGCCAAAGUGCGAGUAGAUCUCAUUCCGCAGUUACCUGGACUACGCAAAUUGGUGGUGGAUUUUGAGAGUGAUCGUCUAAAAGGGGUAAAAGGUCAUAAGAAUGUCAUCAUUGCUCCUCUUCCAAAGUGAAAGACGCAGACACUGCAGCAGCUCAGCUCCAGCCACCAUGAUACAUACUGGUCAUGUAAAAUAAGACUGUUUUAACCUCUAUGCAGCUAUAUUUACUCUGCGCUCAGAAGCUUGUGACUUUUGCUCUGUGCAUUAAAACACUCUGUGCCAUACAAGUCUGAACCGCACAAUGAUGUUUUAGAUCUUGGCAAUGCAGUGGUCAGAUGUCGUUCCUCUUUGUAACCUGCACCCAGCCUGCUUGCCUGGUCCAAAAGUAUACAGAGGAUUACAAUUCAGGGAUACAGAUUUAUUACAGUGCUGUAAAUAACACUUUGUAUCCAAGCAUUAAAAGAACAUUUAUAUAAAAAUGACACAAGAAUCUUCAA